This is a messenger RNA of Penicillium subrubescens, 1485 nucleotides long. RefSeq names its product RPAP1 family protein. Lineage: Eukaryota; Fungi; Ascomycota; Eurotiomycetes; Eurotiales; Aspergillaceae. The transcript has a single exon. Gene Ontology annotation, biological process: transcription by RNA polymerase II. Bases 1 to 1485 code for a protein of 494 amino acids. Gene Ontology annotation, cellular component: nucleus. The record is from RefSeq and is a predicted model, not a curated record.
AUGGCAUUCAGAGGCGAGCGUUUCGUCGUCGACUUGGACGAUGACACAAUCACGAUUCCAAGUGACCCCGUCCCUUCCCCCUUCUCUCUGAUCGGUGAGAUUCGGGAACGAGAGCCUACUGCCGCCACACCGCCAGCUCCAGCACCGCCCUCAUCUGCGUCUUCGACCGGGUUCCCCGCGCACCGCCGCCGCAAUAAGACUCCCUCCUUUAAAGAGCGAAGAGCCGAGCAGAAAGCAACAGCCAGCGCUACUCCUGCUUCGUUGAAUACUCCACCGACGAUUCAGGAUGACAAGCGUGCGAUCGGAGAGGAGAACAAGCGCCAUUUGGCGUCCAUGUCGGAAGCACAGAUUCAGCGGGAACGGGAAGAGCUGAUGAAAUCGAUGGACCCGGGUCUGCUGGAACGAUUCUUGCGGCGAGCUCGAAUUGAUGAUGAUGAAAAGCCUAGCUCUGAGACAGCUGAGGCUACAUCUACGUCCACACCUGCACCUGCACCUGCACCAGCAACCGCGCCGACAGCAUCAAACCCCAAGAAAUCCGUCUCCUUCGACAUCCCACUCCCACCGGCACCCUCAGCCCCGGAACGAAAGGCAUCUUCUCCAAAAAUCUCCACAACCCUAAAAUCACCGGCCAACGAUGACCGUCCACCCACUCACCUCCCCAAAGACCUCCGACCCGCCUCCGAAAAACCCCCCAUCAUGGACCCCUCCGUCAUCGAAAACUUCCACUUCCCCCGUCCAACCCAACCAAUGCCAGUCCUAGACCCAUCCUCUCCCGAUUUCCUCACAGACCUCCAAUCCCACUACUUCCCUGAAAUGACCACCGACCCCGCAGCCCUGUCCUGGCUACGCCCACCAUCCAGCGACCCCGAAGACCCCGACUCGAUCUCCCCGUAUCAUCCCGCCAGCAGUGCGAGCUCAAUGUCACCUUCUGAGAUUCGCUUCUCUCUACGUGGGACAAUCCUCGGGCCAUCGACCUCGUUGGCUCUGCCUACCACGCUGGGAUUGCACCACCACGGCAAUGAUCCGCAGGCAGCCGGGUAUACGAUCCCAGAGCUAGCGAUCUUAUCGCGAUCAACGUUCGCGGCACAGCGGUGCAUUGCGUGGCAAGUACUUGGCCGGAUUUUAUUCCGGCUAGGCAAGGGAGAGUUUGGGGAACGCGGAGGUCAGUUAUCCGAGGGCUUGUGGUUUGUGAUUGAGAAGGAGGGAGUGGUGGGGGGAAUGUUGGCUGAAGCAGAGGGUGUUUCUGGACAAGAUCGGAUCCGUGGCAAGGGAGAGAGUGGGAAGGAGGGAGAUGAGAAAGAUGAUACCGAAGAAGAGAAGAAGGCAGGUGAACAGGAUCAGGAUCGUCCUGCAUUGCCUGUUGCAUCUGGCAUUGGGCGACAUGCCAGUGCAGCAGCGUGGGCGAUGGAAAGCGUUUGGUUAUGGCAAAAGGGUGGUGGUGGAGAUCGGGGACUCUUGAAACCUGGUCAGACUCGACCCCGGUAG